Messenger RNA from Amoebophrya sp. A25, 3244 nucleotides. The record is from the annotation of a GenBank genome assembly. Lineage: Eukaryota; Dinophyceae; Syndiniales; Amoebophryaceae.
CGAAGAGCAAAGGCAUUAAGAGAUAUGUGUCAAGGAGUGAUCAUCUAGAGCGAGGGACAGCGCUAUUGCUACUUAUUAAUGCACUCUUUAGCGACGUCCUUCUAUGUUAGAAAAAAACUACCUCGAAAAAUUCUUUCAGCCAUUUGUGCUCAGAGAGAUAGGCUGUUACAUUACACUGAAUCUAAUGAAAAGCAGGUACGUAAUAACUACAGAAACAGAAAGAACAGACAGCGCAAAAGAUGUCGAUUUCCUCGAUGCUUGAAGCGUUCGCUCGUUGCGAAAUAUCCCCAGGUGUCGCGAGCAGAAGGCAGCUCGGCCUACCACAUCAGGGCAGAAAUGUCCCCAGGUGUCACGAGGAGUCGUUAUUGUUUGUCCAUUAUUGGGCAUCAGUGGAUAAGCAGGAUCUUCUCCUUGAGGAUCAAGAUUCAACUACUUCUGCACUCCAUAGUGGAAUGCAAAAAUUUCGAGAUGCCGGACUGGCGAUUGUAGUUACUAGUGCAACAGAUAGUGGAGAGCAGGGCCACGUUCUUGACUGUGGCAAGCUGCGUCAGGUAUUUUUAAAGACUUUGACUUUCUUUAUUUGGCUAAGAAAGUUGUAAUAUCUUUAUCUAUGUAUGAGUAUUCGAAUUUGAUGAACAUUGUCUAAAGUUGUAAUAUCUAUGAGUAUUCGAAUUUGAAUAUUGUCUCGCUCUCGUUUUAAGAUAUCCACCACACUUCAACCGACGGCAACCACGAUGAUUACAACACGACUCACUCCGACUACCACUUCUAGAUCAUCACCCGCUAUCAAAUCAUGGGCACCACCAACCACCACCAGAUCGUCACUCGAAUCAUGGCCGAAGAUGGUGCUAUGAAUGAAGAGUUUUGGGCCAGUGUUGCGAACGCGAUACCUCAGCAAGUGGAGAAUAUCACCUUGAAGGAGUUCUCGGAUGCCUUGCACCAGUGGUUGUUGCAGGAUCAAACGUUAGAAGAUGAUAAAGAACCGAGAAUAAAUGUCGAAGACGCGGCUACAAGAACGGCUCAACCAGUAGCAGGAACUGACACUGAAGACGAGCUGCUUCUUCAACACAGUGGCCAAUUAUGCCUCCGAUUGCCUGAGGGAGACGGUGUUUCCUUGGCGGCGCAGCUGCUGUUUCUAGCAGAUAAUUUCCACAAGGGAGGUGCUUCAUCAGGUUCAUCAGGGCCAAGAGCUGAAACAAGGCGCCUAGCUGAAACACCUCUAGUACAUCAACGGCAGCAAGAAGUAGAAGUCGUGCCUUCUCUCUUACGUCGUCUUGCUCAACGUGCAGAGAAGGAGGAAAUUUCCUGGAAGGAAAAACUCGAUGACCGAGAAAGGCAGGCCGCGCAUUGGCGCCGACGUGCGGAGAGUCUCAUUGCUGAUCUAGAAGAUGCUGAGAUGAGGCAUGAGAAAGCAAUGCAUGCCCAAGCGAGCAGCAUCAGAAGGUAUGGUAAUAAGCCGGACGAGGGGCAGGGGACUGCUCAAGAUACCAAUCGCAUGUCGACAAGAGCGAGCCGCGAAGGCGAUGAACGAGCUGGAGUGGUAUUCUCAUCCUGUUUGAGUCCACUAGUCAGAUUUUCCAACAAGAACAACUAGUAUGAUUUUAUCAGGACCUGCAGCAAGUCCACUAGUAAGAUUUUCCAACAAGAAUAACUAAGUCACAACGACCUGCAACAAGUCCACUAGUAUUAGUAAGAUUUAUUUCCAAUAAGAAUAGCUCGCUUUUAAGACCUCACUUAAUCCCGCCAUUUGCAAAUGCAGGACGAUACCAAUCCAGCCCGGUCGAAUAAGAAAACUGCGUCGGAUGCUACUAUCCGCGCUUUGGAGCAACGUCUAGCGAGAGCAGAAACCCAAAUCCUCGAAAAAGACCGUUUAAUCGCCGCCCUUCGAACAGCACGUGCUGAAUUACUUGACGCUAGGCUAGCUUUCGAAGACGAGAGUAGAAGAACUACUUGCAGUUCAUCUUCUACUAGUACCAGUAGGAAAGGGACGCGAAGGAGAAGAUCAGCAGCACACGACCAGGACUUUUCUCACCAAGGUCCAGACGAGAGCAGAACUGGACAUGAUACAUCAGAUUUAGAGCAACAAGAACUACAGGAGCAAUAUCUUUUGGACAACGAGGAGCAAGGCGAUCUUGACCCUUUUAUCGCCGUCGCGGAAGAAGGUCGGUCGAAACGUGAAGCAGACUUCUAUCGGAAACAAGCAAAGGUAAUGGAAAAACAUGUGAGGGAAAUCGAGGAAAGGCUAGAAGUACUUCUCGUUCAACAUGAUCAUGAGCCUCUUCGUGAUCAUGGUAGCUUUCCAAGAAGUACUGCACAAGCAGAAGCGCAACGAGGAGCGUUGGAUGCAUUCGUUGACGAGUUACAACUAGCUGUUAGUCCCGGCGUAGGACGAGACCCACUUGUUGGGGGAGCGGAAACUUAUUUAACUUCUUCAACUACUACUACUAGUUGUACCAGGCAGCGGCCUGAAAAAGCAUCGGCCUUCACAGAAAUGAGUGGAAUGUUUCAGCAACUCCUUGCCGAGAUCCAGACUCUUGAGUCGCAGAAAGCUGAUUGUGAAUUGGAAAUACGACGACUAGAUAGGAAAGUUGCUAGACUUCAACAAGAAGGUAAUCGUAGCUGUGAAGAUGAUACUUCCAAUCUCUCUGGGUCGAGAAGUAGCUAUGUUUCUGGGUCGCAACACGCCACUUCUGGAGCUGCUGACGAAAAACGAAACAGCGGAACUUCCAAAACUAAUGAUGCUGCAUCAUCACCAUCUCCUUCCAAGAGAAAUAAUAAGUCUGGUGACGAACAAAACAAGAAUAUAGAUUUCGAAGGUUUUCUAUUGCAUAGUGUGGACAGAGUAGAGGCGGAAACGCUAAAACAGGUUCAAUUAUAUCUGAGUUCAAAGCACGAUAAAGAAAGGAAAAGUAGUAGUAGAAUAAAACGUAAGAAGAAUCACGCGUGGGCCUCUUAUGAAGAUGAGCAGACAGAUGCAACCGCAUCAAGAACAAAGUCUCAUUAUAGACAACCUAAAGAGCGUGAGCAUCUCUCUGAUCAUGGCGAGCUACAAUAUCAAAAUCUAGAUCAUGAUAGAAGCAGAGUGGAGCUUGAUACACGGGAGCAUACCAGAAGAAAUAAGAAAACAAACCAUACUAGAACAAGAGGAACACGCAGAACACCAAUUGACCUGCCGCCGGCAGAGCAGCUGGUGCCUCCUGGCAGUGGCUGUGCUACACAGUAAUACUAGGAGCAACAUGUUCAU